Molecule: messenger RNA, 875 nt
Organism: Drosophila nasuta
Lineage: Eukaryota; Metazoa; Arthropoda; Insecta; Diptera; Drosophilidae
Product: actin maturation protease
Exons: 4
Coding region: 1-789 (262 amino acids)
Source: RefSeq, a predicted model, not a curated record
AUGUCUCAAGGCAUAUCUAUUACGCCGCCGCCUCCCCCACCAAUACCACCCACCAACAGUGUUCACACAUCGGCUGGAACUAAUGCCAGUGUCGUUAAAUUGCAAUUGGCAAACAAUGAAUACAGUUGGGCAUUGGAUCAUCCAGAGGUGCAGAAGGGAUGCUUUCUAAGUCGAGUGUGUCAGCAUGCUCCGCCCAAGGAGUGUCAAUAUUAUAACAUUGCAAGCAUACUGCAAAAUGGUCCCACCUGUGGCUUAACAGCGCUCAGUAUGCUGCUCAAUGGACAACCGACGGCAGGGGAAUUGCUCACUGAGGCUGUAAAACAACACUAUACCAUAAAUGGAGAAAUGUUCAGUGCGCAGUAUUUAUAUGAAUUGUCACAAAAGUACUUAGCUUGUGAACUCUACGAUGACACUCUAAAUUGUGCAAACAUCAAGGAUCGUUUAUGUGCUGGAUGCUGUUUAUUAGUCCCUUAUGAUGCAGAUGUCAAUCAUGCGCCUUGCCAGAAGUCCGGACAUCGAGCUCACUGGGCCCUGAUUGUGGGCUACCUGAUUGAUGACCAGGAUGAGUUCCAUGUGCUGGCGCGACAUGGUAAGACACGCAAUCUGGCUGUGUGGUCGCUGUCAGCGCUCAGUGAGAGCAAUGCCAAUCUCGUAGAGUUUGCCCAGCCCAAGGGAUAUCCUGACUGCACCUUCCUGCUGCCACCUGGGGGAAUAAAUGGACCACUUGGACUCAACGAACGUGCCAUUCUAGUGAAUGGAUUGUCCCAGGAAAUUGUUAAAGUUGUUUGACCACAUGACAAAUAAAAGUCAUUUAUAGUUUUGUCUUUAAAUGUAUGUAUAUAUAUAUUUAAUAAUACAAUUAUAAAUUACACACC